Messenger RNA from Cynara cardunculus var. scolymus (artichoke), 1434 nucleotides. RefSeq lists its product as uncharacterized. The coding region runs from base 1 to 1434 and encodes 477 amino acids. The record is from RefSeq and is a predicted model, not a curated record. The transcript is spliced from 2 exons. NCBI's taxonomy places the organism in Eukaryota, Viridiplantae, Streptophyta, Magnoliopsida, Asterales, Asteraceae.
AUGUUAACUACAUUUUUCGACAGAAAUAAAGAAGACGAGAGUGCAAGACAACAUUUAUAUAAAGACUUUCCAAAACAUUACACAUGGAAUGCGAGCGCACGUCGUUGGAAUCAGAGAAAACAAGGAUCAAUAAUAGGACGAUUGGUUUAUGCUAAUUCCGCCGAAGGAGAACGGUACUACCUACACCUACUUUUAUCUCAUAUUAGUGGGCGUACAUCUUUCAAAGAUCUAUUCACAGUCAAUGGCAUAUUAUACCCGAUAUUCCGGAAAGCAGCACUUAAGAGAAGCUUAAUAGAGACAGAUGAUAACUUAUCACAAUGUCUUGCAGAGGCUUCUUUAUUUCAGUUUUCCAAAGCUCUAAGGAGGCUAUUUGCCACAAUAUUAAUUUAUUGUGAGUCAGGAGAUGUUCGCAAGUUGUGGGAUGAGCAUUACGAUUCAUUUUCAGAAGAUUAUAGACGAGAAUGCGAAAGUGUUGACCGAGUUCGGAAUAUGGUCCUAACUGACAUCACAAGCUUUCUACAAUCUAUGGGUAAAAAUCUUGAUGAUUUCGAUCUUCCAAAGAUAAAUGUAGAUACCAACUUACAAUUUCGAAGUUUUCGUGAGAGUGAUCCAUGGUUUUCAAAUUUUCUAUUACGAGUGGGUGAUGGAGAUGAAGAAAUGAUGGAAGAAAGCUUUAUACGUAUCCCCGAUGACAUGGCCAUUGCCUAUACUGAUAAAGAUAAAUCAAAGCAUGAUUUGAUUGACGCAAUAUUUCCAUCUCUGCAAAUCAACGGAGCAGAUUCAAACUAUAUUAUUUCGAGGGCGAUAUUAUCAACAAAAAAAGAGAAUGUCGAUGAGAUUAAUGAUCAAUUGACUGAUAGAUUUUGCGGCGAUGAAAAAGUUUACUACAUUUUCGAUGAAGCAGAAGAUGACAUAAAUACCUUCUAUCCAAUGGAGUUCUUAAACUCGCUGACUGUCAGUGGUUUGCCCCCGCAUUACCUCUGGCUCAAAAUUGGAUGCCCAAUAAUACUAUUGAGGAAUAUCGAUUCCUCUAAUGGCUUAUGUAAUGGCACCAGAUUGAUAUGCAGAGGUUUUCAACAGAACAUAAUCGAUGCAGAAAUAGCUGUCGGUCAGCAUGCUGGAAAGAUAGUAUUUUUACCGAGAAUUCCUCUUUGUCAAUCUGAAGAUAACAUGUUCCCCUUCAAAGUGAAGAGAAAACAGUUUCCAGUUCGGCUUAGCUUUUCUAAGACAAUCAAUAAAGCUCAAGGACAGACCAUUCCUAAUGUAGGUGUGUAUCUACCAGAAUCAGUAUUCUCUCACGGACAACUUUAUGUGGCGUUAUCAAGAGGGACAUCACGUGAAAAUACAAAGGUAUUAGUAAAGUUUGCCAAAAAAUUCAAUCGGGACGGAGUCUACACAUCAAACGUGGUGUAUCAAGAAGUUUUACGUGAUUAA